AUGGCUAACGUAGUUGCUAAAGUACCGUCUAUGAUUUCUUCCGCCCUCACACAAGCUAGGCCCAAAUUCAACAUUUUCAUGAAAUAUGCACGAGUCGAGCUAGCUCCGCCUAAGCUAAGUGAAAUUCCGCAAAUUAAAGCUGGAAUUGCUAAACUUCUAACAAGUGCGAAGACUGGAGCAUGGAAGCAGCAGACAGUAAAACAGGCAACACUCAACACCUUAGUUGGGGCUGAAGUUCUAUUUUGGUUUUUUGUAGGAGAAUGCAUUGGAAAACGUCACUUUGUCGGCUACAAAGUUUAA
Molecule: messenger RNA, 300 nt
Organism: Parnassius mnemosyne (clouded apollo)
Lineage: Eukaryota; Metazoa; Arthropoda; Insecta; Lepidoptera; Papilionidae
Source: the annotation of a GenBank genome assembly